UUCACUGUGCUGAAGCUGAAACGUCUCUUGUCUUGUUUAGUCAACACUGGUGAGUGCAACAUUGCUCAAAAACUGACGACACUGCACUCUUGCUUGCGUCGCCCACACUCCACUCCACGCCACUCCUCUUUAUAUUCAUCCUCUUCUCCUCGCUGCAGUCUCUUCCUUCCUUCUUUCCCUCUGCUCAUCUACUGCUCUCACUUGCUCUCUUCUUCUUCUUGUGCAUUCAGAGUAACCACAGGAUGAGCAAGUCUGGUUGUGAGAGAUGCAGAGGACGGGGUUUUUGGGAUACGGAUGAUCAGGACACGUAUUUCUUCAAGGUUAUGAUUGGUGGUUUCCGACGUCAAAUGACCAUACCAUACAAGUUUGCAGAAAAUUUCAGAGAUCAGAUCCAAGGAACAAUCAAACUGAAGGCACGUAAUGGUAACACUUGCAGUGUCCUUGUUGACAAAUGUUCAAAUAAGUUAGUCCUUACAAAAGGGUGGGCUGAAUUUGCCAACUCUCAUGACAUUAAGAUGGGUGACUUCCUGGUAUUCAGAUACACUGGCAAUUCUCAGUUUGAAGUUAAAAUCUUUGAUCCAAGUGGUUGUGUGAAAGCAGCAUCACACAAUGCUGUGAACAUUGGCCAGCAUGCCCAAAACAUGCAAGGAGACCCUAUUGAAAUUUUAAGCUGCUCUGAUGAACAUCUGCGAGCGCAAUCGCUAACAACCGAAAGGCAAAAUCAACCUGAAAAGGAUGUCAUUGACAAUUGUAACAAGAAGAUGAAGACAGAGCAUGCUUCUUCUUCAGAAGAUGAUCAGGAAACACCUACUGCUGAGGUGCACAGGAUGAAAGUAGAAGAGAUGGUCCGAGCUAUUCAUUCCAACCACCCAGUUUUUGUGGCUGUCAUGAAAAAAAGCAACGUCACUCGACAACCUUGCUAUGUGGCAAUCUCCAGGAAAUAUGCCAAUGAAUAUUUUCCAGGAGGGGACCAAAUGCUAACGCUUCAACGACAUGGCAAGAGGUGGCAAGUGAAGUUUUGUAUCAGCAAACGCAAAUUGAGAAUGCUUUCAAAGGGGUGGAGAAAAUUCACAAGAGACAACGAGCUGCAGACUUCCAAGAAUUUUACUCCUACAGGAUUACAUCACAGGGGCUCAGUUGAAAAUUAUCUCCAUGGCUUAUCUGAAGAAGUAGCUGGAGUUACACUGUUGGUAUUUAUGGCUCCCCAUUGGAAUUACACCAGAGAAUAUUUAACGCUCAUACUUUAAGGCUGCUAAGCCAUUUGAAGUUUGGAAUUUGGACAGUCUAGAACCCUGUUGGCCUUCUUCCAUUUCCCCCAUAAAUUUUCACCUCCUACUACUCCUGCACAACUCAUCUCUCCCUUUCUCAGCAUCCAUAAUCAAUCUCAGGUUAUGCUCUUGUUUCCGGUUGGUGAAUCUUGGUACCUGCAUUUGCAUACAGGAUAUCCAUUGUUCCUGCAACUUUAUUUUCUCUCUGCAUUCUUCAUUUCUUCCUGCAGGGGCUCCUCUGGCUCUGUUCAUCACUCUGUUUUUUUCCCCUCAUUUUCGAAAGAUGAAAAAGUGUGGUUGUUCUCUUGUCGUUAAAUAAUUCUCUCAUGGAAAGAAAGGCAGGCUAAUCAAAUACGAUCUUAUAGCAAGCCAAAUGUAGUAGCCAAUACCUAAGUAGGGGCUAAACUUGUUUUGUGAUGUGUAGGUGUGGUCAGAAGAUGAGGAAGCUGAACACAAGAUCCACGGCUAGGGAUGAUCAAGAAAAGUAUUUCUUCAAGGUCAUGAUUGGUGACUUCCAUAAGAGAAUGGUAAGCUAUCUCGACUAAUGCACAAGCAUGAAUACUUUGGUAAGUUAUCUCUACUGAAGUAGGCAAAACAUGCUUAGGCUAAAUUCUGUCAGUUUUGUUUUCUACUCAGUGACUCAAAAAGGCCAAAGCAUGAUCUAGAUAUACUUGUGCUAGUGCAUCAUGAGAUCAGGGAAACAGCACAUUUUGGUGCUUCACCAAAAGUGUUGCAGGGGUACAACUGAAUAGAAUAAAGUUUUUAUUUUUUUGAGAAAAUUGGGUCUUUCAGUUACUCUUUA
Molecule: messenger RNA, 2070 nt
Organism: Oryza sativa Japonica Group (Japanese rice)
Lineage: Eukaryota; Viridiplantae; Streptophyta; Magnoliopsida; Poales; Poaceae
Source: RefSeq, a predicted model, not a curated record